GUAUAUAUUUUAGUAUAUUAACAUAUUUCCUGUUUAUCUUCCUUCUGUUCCUGAUGUGCUUUUCUGCAUAAACUGGGUACUUUGACGCUGUCCUACAGAAAGUGAGACCGAAUCACAAAAUUGAUAUUUAGUGAUGCUACUACACAUUUGAAGGCAAAUAUCUCCUCCGUCGCCCAGGCGAAGAUGCUGAAGACGGAGGCUUCAGCAGAAAGGACCACCCUGAGGAGUGCCUCUCCGCACAGGAAUGCCUACAGGGCAGAGUUUCAGGCCCUCAAGAAGGCCUUCGACCAGCCGAGGCAAGAUGGCGAAACCAAGAACAAAGAUCCAGAGCGAAUCCGGCAGCCACGUGGUCGGCAGUAUGGCGCACACGUCAGCCGAAUCAAGGACAUGUUUAUGCAGAUGGGCACGGAGAACACGGGUUCUGGGAGGCUUCGAGCAAGAGACGAGACAUCUCCACAGAAACUUACCAAACCGACCAAUUUCAUUAACCGGGCAGAUGGCUCAGUAAUCAAACUACAGCAUAGUGAGAGAACUGGCAACUCAAAGUUCUCAGAGACAAGGAAGCUCUUUGAGCAGAGCUCCAGAGAUACAUCUCAGUCCCCUGUGUACACAUACGGCAGAGAUAAGAGGGGUUCUCAUGAGCAUUUGGAUGAUUGGCGAGGGUCACGUUCCAACAGGGGCAGCACAGACUCCUUGGACAGUCUUUGCUCACGAGCAGAGGCGUCUUCACCAACAGUCAGCCAGCUCAGUGCUGUGUUUGAGAAUUUAGACCAUCAAGGCUCGGGUUCCACUUUCCGUAGGGGUCGCGCUCUUUAUUCACCAGAUAGCUCACUAAGACACGGAGACGCCAGUGAGGAUGACGCUAGCCUUCGUCAGUCUCCAUCACAAGGUAUGUGCGUGACACGUGUUGGGAACAAGCACGCUCUUCCAGUUUCAUCCUCCUCAGAAGAUCUUCUCAGUCCCAGCCCUUUGUCUGAGCAGGCAAAGGCUAUUGAGGAGAAUAAGGUCCAGGAGAGGAUUGUGGCAGAACAUGGGAAUGUAGGAAGCAGUGAGGCUGUAGAUGGUUCUAGAGAGCAGAUUCAGAGUGAAGAUGCUGCUGGAGAUUGCACAAACUCUGCUCAAGUUAAUGACACGUCAGUGUAUAACAAACCACAAAAGGAUACACCUGACUCAGUUGACAGCAAGGUUCAAAAGGAUAUAGAUGAGCCUAAAGAUGACUCUAUCUGGAUAGCAUCUUAUCCUACGGAAGAGCCCAAUGAGGAAUACUGUGGCAAUGAGAGGGUUAUUUACAAUGCUGACGGAGAUGCUUGCUACCAGGGCUGGGGAGAGAGCUGCACCGACGUGGAGGAUGAUUUGUAUGGGGAUGAUGAUGUUAACUAUGAUCCUGGAUCAGAGAUUACUGAGAUCCCUGGCCUUCCUGAGGAGGAAAAAGAAGAUAUACCUCCAAAACGGAAAAUUCGAUUCAGCACUGCGGUGAUAACGGUCUUUAAUACCUAUUCAAACGAGGAUUACGAUCGCAGGAACGAGGAGGUGGAUCCAGUGGCAUCUUCGGCAGAGUAUGAACUGGAGAAGAGAGUCGAGAAACUGGAACUUUUCCCAGUGGAGCUGGAAAAGGAUGACGAUGGUUUGGGGAUCAGCAUUAUUGGCAUGGGAGUAGGUGCAGACGCAGGCUUGGAGAAGCUGGGCAUCUUUGUCAAGACUGUCAUUGAAGGUGGAGCUGCAGAAAGAGAUGGAAGGAUUAAGGUGAAUGAUCAGAUUGUGGAAGUUGACAGCACCAGUCUGGUGGGUGUGACGCAGAGCUUCGCUGCCUCUGUGUUGAGAAACACUCAAGGUGUGGUCAGGUUUGUGAUUGGCCGGGAGCGUCCAGGGCAAGAGAGUGAGGUAGCUCAGCUGAUCAGUCAGACUCUGGAGCAGGAGAGGCGUCAGAGAGAGAUGAUGGAGCAGCAGUAUGCACAGUAUGAUGCUGAUGAUGACGAGACGGGAGAGUAUGCCACUGAUGAGGACGAGAACGUCGGACCUGGCAGAACUGAGAAGGACGUAACCAUUGAGGUUUUUGACUUGCCUGAAAACGAAGACCUCAUUUCACCAUCAGAGCUGGACGCCACCAAACUAUACCAGAAAUUCAGAGAGCUACAAAUCAAACACACUGUCACUGAGGCUGAGAUCCAGAAACUCAAGAGCAAGCUGGCAUCAGUGGAGAAAGAGAAGGCCCGCUGGGAGCGAGAGAGAAGCCAACUGAAGCAGAGCAUUGAGGAUAAUAAGGAAAGGAUGUUGAAGCUGGAAAGCUACUGGAUCGAGGCUCAGACUCUCUGCCACACUGUCAACGAGCACUUAAAAGAGGCUCAGAACCAGUACCAAACUCUGGAGAAGAAAUACAACAAGGCCAAGAAACUGAUCAAGGAUUUCCAGCAGAAGGAGGUGGAGUUUGCCCAGAGGGAAGAGGCAGAGAAAAAGAGACUUGAGGACGUGGAAAAGGCUCAUUUAGAUGAGAUCCAUGGGCUGCAAGUGAGGAUUACAGCACUGGAGUCAGAGCUGAUGCAGCUGAUGAAACAAAAUGGCAUUCAGGUAAACAACAACAACAACAAUGGUGUGAACAGCUGCACACAGCUGAGCGAGAGAGGUGCUGCGCUGCAGUUUCCUGAGAGACACCUCGCUACAGGAGGGUCAGACGAGCGUGUAGGCAGCGGCCUGGUGAAGGGUCAGACGCAGAUGAUUGGAGCCUUCAGCAGUGUACAAGACAGAAGCAGUUCUACUGAUGGCGAGGACGUCCUCCAGGGGAGGAGUUCUCACAUCCUUCCCACUAUACGUGAGUCUAUGGCCCGCAGGGUGCCUGAGAGUGAUGGUCCUCUAGAUGUGUCAAGCCUUUUCCAAGGUCAUGAUGAAAAAUGCAGGAAGAAGCAUGUGGACCUGGGCUCCACAGACCCAUCAGUAGAGAAACCAAGCAAGGAGGAACACACAAGCAAGCAGAAAUCGUUUUCAUGGCCAAACUUCUUCUCCUAUUCAUAUAACUUGGCUUCUACUGUAAUGGAUGACAUCAGCAUGAGCAGCUCCAGCUCAGGAGAGUUGUGGGAUUUCGCCGAGCCCAAGCUGACCGGCCACUCACACACGCUACAGCUCUCGUCAGAUGAGAUCCAGGAUGUAGGGCAGCGGUUGAAGCAGCACCAGUGGCAGAACCGCAGUGUGCCAGACUGGUCGUGUCAGCAGGUGUGUCUCUGGCUCAUGGGCCUGAACCUGGAGCAGUACAUCCCUCAGUUCACUGCCAAGAACGUGGAUGGAGAGCAGCUGCUGCAACUCGACAGUGAUGCACUCAAAGAUCUAGGUGUAGCCUCUUCUCAGGACCGCGCUGUGUUUAAGAAGAAGCUGAAGGAUCUGAGAGUGCUGAUGGAGAAGGCCUGCAGGAAACACGAGAAACUGCAGAAGCAGGUGGAAAAACCACACAUGAAAGAACUGGAGCGAGCACAGAACGAGUGUCACAAAAACAGCAAGACCUCUGAGCCAAGAGUACUGCAGAGUGACGGCAUUCAGUCACGAAAAUAACUUCUGAGAGAUGUGUCUUGUAUUUUAUGGUACUCUAGUCUGGGCUCCAUUUAGCAGACAUCAGACAUCUCACUGGAAAAUGCACUGCUAAUGAACUGCCACUGGAGAACAUAAACCAAACCAUCCUGACUAACUGAUCCUUUUAACUGUAAUUAAAAAAUUUUUUCAACAGGUUUAAACUGCUUGCUCAUCUGCGAGGUGUUUAUUUAUUUGCAUUUUAGCUUGAAAUGUAUUAACAGUAAUUCUGGCAUUUCAAGGACCUUUAAACAUUACAAAUUUGCAUACAUAUAUAUAUAUAUAAUAUAACAUAUAUAUAUAAUAUUUCAUGUGCCAUUUUCUAUUGAGACCAAGAUGUGUGGUUUACUCUGUGUAAAAAAAAAUCUCUUGGCUUAAAGCACAUGUGAUAGAGAUGCAGUGCUGCUCUCAUACUGUCCGAAAGCUUGAGUGCUGCUCACUGGAAAUAAGGAAAUCUUACUGUGAAAAGAGAGCCAUUCCAAGUAUUCCAAGAAAUAUCCCAGACCUGGCACUAAAUCCAUCAUUCUUUGUGGAUACUGUAUACCUGUAGCUGUAUUAACACUUCAGUCUGCUGUUUAGUGUCCUGUAUCCCUCAGUGACAGAAAAACGCAAGUCUGCUGUUCAGAGCCUAGUGCAAGAAAAGAAACAGCGAGGAAUAAUCAAGUGGAGGCCUGAACAUGUGACUGUGCAGCCACACUGGAAAAAACGAUACCGAAAACGCACUCCAAUGACGACAGAACGGAUCGCCGAGACGUCCUGCUGCUUCUUCUUCCUCACCGCUACCUGCUUUUAGUCGUUAUUUGACUGCAUUUGACUCAAGUGCUGCCUUCUGAACUACCGCUGUAUAGAUUUUGUAUAGAAUAGCCGCUCUGAGUGUGUGAAACCCCCUGACUACGGUAGUCUCAACAUCUGAAUGGUGUUCAGUAGCUAACAAACCUGCACUUAAAGCAGACUUAUUCAAAUUUAUUAUUUAAUGCAUAUUAUAUAAAUGUUCUUUUAUUUCCCCGGACAGUGAAAUGAGAUUUGUUUUGUCCAUCAGACUGCUGUGUUCAUGCUCGUCGGUUUUAGCUCAGCACCAUAUCAUGGGGAAAAAAAGUAUUCCAAAAUACUUUUAAUUCAGUAUAUUUAAUACUAGCAAGUAUUGAUCCUAAUCCAUGACUCUAUUGUGAUUUUUUUAAUGUACAUUCAAUACAUGAGAUAUUUCUAUCAGAUAUCCUGUCGCUUGUUUAAUAUUCAGCUGUAGUAUAGUAGCUCUUCAUUUGCUUUGUUGUUUUUACUGAUGCAAUUCUACACGUUUGUGUUCAUAUUUCUACAUUUUCGUGUUUCCCUUCAUCCAGUGAAUAUCUUUUCCGUGAACACAAUUGUUUUGUUCUGCUGUAAUCAGUUCCAUGUUUACAUUUGAAAAUUGUGAUGAUUUCAAUAGAAACACAAGGGCAGCGCUGCAGGGUAUCAGGCUGUGCCGAAUCAUUGUGUGAAUCCUAAAAGUUCUCACAAGGUAUGUUGGACUUUGCUCCACAUAUGCUUGUAUUUCCUGUCAUUUAGCUACAGUGUGUUAGGAACCUUUUUCUUAUAAGGAGUUUGUCUGAAUUAUUUAUUUUUCAAAUCUAAAAAAAUAUUGACAAAAAAGCACCUGAUGUAAUUUAUCAACAAAAUAUUAUAUAGUCAUAUUUAUGCCAAAAAUCGUUCCGAAGUGAUCUGUCUAUCCCUGUGAUCAUUUAGUUUCUAUCCUUUAUGUCGAUCCACCGUAAAUGUUUGAAAAUCAGACUGCUGCUUUCAGAUAUCUGUCAGUCAGCAACAUGCCAUGACUUUUAUAUACAUAUAUAUAUAUAUAUAUAUAUAUAUAU
Molecule: messenger RNA, 5396 nt
Organism: Tachysurus vachellii
Lineage: Eukaryota; Metazoa; Chordata; Actinopteri; Siluriformes; Bagridae
Gene: ppp1r9a
Product: protein phosphatase 1, regulatory subunit 9A
Biological process (GO): neuron projection development; calcium-mediated signaling; actin filament organization
Cellular component (GO): dendrite; postsynaptic density; cytoplasm
Molecular function (GO): actin filament binding
Source: RefSeq, a predicted model, not a curated record